CCACGUGACACGAAGGAGGCGGGGACGGGAAGGGAAAGGUCGGCGGCGACGCCGGCGGAGGGGGGAGCGGAAGGUCAGGGCGCCGCGGAGCGGAAGUGGGAGCCGGAGCCCGUCCGCCAUUGUGGGGAAGCGGAGCCCAGAGCAAGGGGGGGGAAGCGGCGCUGCGUCCGGCCGGCGGCUCCUUCCAGCGGGAACCCGAUCGACGGCGGCGGCAGCGAGCCCAGGCGGCAGCGGCGGCGACAAUCAGGGGGAGGAGGCGGCGGAGGCGAGCGAGCGGCCCCGGCGUGCGGAAUCACUCGAGGCCCAGGCGGAGCGGAGCGAGGGGAUCGCGGCUCCCCGUGAAGAAUGUCAGCCACCAGCGUCGACCAGAGACCUAAAGGACAGGGAAAUAAAGUUUCAGUACAAAACGGUUCGAUUCAUCAAAAGGAUGCAGUAAAUGAUGAUGAUUUUGAGCCAUAUCUAAGUAGUCAGACAAAUCAGAGUAACAGCUAUCCACCAAUGUCAGACCCAUAUAUGCCUAGCUAUUAUGCUCCAUCCAUUGGAUUUCCAUACUCUUUAGGUGAAGCAGCAUGGUCAACUGCAGGCGACCCUCCAAUGCCAUAUUUGACAACUUAUGGACAGAUGAGUAAUGGUGAACACCAUUACAUACCCGAUGGUGUGUUUAGUCAACCUGGGGCAUUAGGAAAUACCCCUCCAUUUCUCGGGCAGCAUGGAUUUAAUUUUUUUCCUGGGAAUGCAGACUUCUCUACAUGGGGGACAAGUGGAUCUCAGGGACAAUCAACGCAAAGCUCUGCUUACAGCAGCAGUUAUGGCUAUCCACCUAGUUCUCUUGGGAGAGCCAUAGCAGAUGGACAGGCUGGAUUUGGCAGUGAUACUCUGAGCAAGGUGCCUGGGAUUAGCAGCAUUGAGCAAGGCAUGACUGGACUGAAAAUCGGUGGAGAUAUGACGGCUGCUGUAACAAAAACUGUAGGUUCAGCUCUGAGCAGUACAGGUAUGACAAGCAUUGCAGCUAACAGCGUGCCCCCAGUUAGCAGUUCAGCACCUAAACCAACCUCAUGGGCUGCAAUUGCAAGGAAACCUGCUAAACCUCAGCCGAAACUCAAGCCUAAAGGUAACGUAGGCAUUGGGGGCCCUGCUGUACCACCACCACCAAUAAAACACAACAUGAAUAUUGGAACUUGGGAUGACAAAGGGUCAGUGGUAAAAGCACCCCCAGCUCAACCAGUACUGCCUCCUCAGACUAUAAUCCAGCAGCCUCAGCCAUUAAUUCAACCACCACCACUGGUGCAAAGCCAACUGCCUCAACAGCAGCCUCAGCCACAGCAACCACAACAGCAACAAGGACCUCAGCAGCAGGCCCAGCCUCACCAGUUGCAGCAGCAACAGCUGCAAAACCGCUGGGUAGCUCCUCGUAAUAGGGGUGUGGGCUUCAGCCAGAACAAUGGAGCUGGUAGUGAGAACUUUGGUUUAGGUGUUGUAUCCGUCAGCUCCUCACCUUCUGGUGUGGAAGUGCACCCAGUGCUGGAGAAACUAAAGGCCAUAAACAACUACAAUCCCAAAGACUUCGAUUGGAAUCUGAAGAACGGACGCGUGUUUAUAAUCAAAAGUUAUUCAGAGGACGAUAUUCAUCGCUCCAUUAAAUACUCUAUCUGGUGUAGUACUGAGCAUGGUAAUAAGCGCUUGGAUGCUGCUUACCGUUCCCUGAAUGGAAAAGGCCCACUCUAUUUACUCUUCAGUGUGAAUGGCAGUGGACACUUUUGUGGAGUGGCUGAGAUGAAGUCUGUUGUGGACUACAAUGCAUAUGCUGGUGUCUGGUCUCAGGAUAAGUGGAAGGGGAAGUUUGAUGUCAAAUGGAUCUUUGUCAAAGACGUUCCCAAUAACCAACUGCGGCACAUUCGCUUGGAAAACAAUGACAACAAACCGGUUACCAAUUCGAGGGACACUCAAGAGGUACCCCUAGAAAAAGCCAAGCAAGUGCUUAAAAUAAUUGCUACUUUCAAGCAUACCACCUCAAUCUUUGAUGACUUUGCACAUUAUGAGAAGCGUCAAGAGGAGGAGGAAGCCAUGCGUAGGGAGAGAAAUAGAAACAAACAAUAACUAUAUGGAGAUGUCCUGCUAGAAUACAACACUAAUGAUGUAGACUCUGGAAAUGCCUAAUAUGUCUAAGAAGACGUUAUUAAAGCUUUUUUCUGCUUAAGGUGACAUCUUUGAACACUUUAACACGAAAUUGACUCUUCUUGUAAUGGUUCUCAUCAGUGCAUCUGCCCUUAUACUCUCUCACCAAACACACUUGAGAACUGUACCUUCGUCAAGCACUUUCUGUCCUGAAGCUUUUACCAGUAUCUGCUGUCUUUUGUAUUUAUGCAUCCUAGCUAAGGCACAGGAGACCGAACGAAUGCAAGGAUUCAUUAACUCUUUGAAUUUGUUAAAUACUAACAUUUAACCAUUAGAAGUGGUUCAAUGAUGUGAGAUUCACAUUGCUUCAACUUAAUUUUUUUCUUUGUUGUAGUUUUUUUAAUUGUCAGUUUUUAGCUAUUCAACAGAUUAAAAGCAAAUCAUGCCAUAUUUAGUCCUGGAGUAAAACUCAAGUCUAAAUGUUCAUGUGAAAAUUAUUGUAGUAAUCUUUUAAUAUGGCAAAGCAACUCUAAGCUGCAGUUUAGCCAAAUGAAUGGUAACAUGAAAUUAUAUUAGGAUGACAUUUCCCUUGUUUCAAACUGUUUGGUGUAAGAGAAUAUUAAUAUGCAGCUUGGUGGACACCACCAGUUAAUGCACAUUUCUUUAUUUCUUUUCCUGUAACAUGUAAACUGAAAAAAGUGCAUUUGUCUGAGGAACUGUUUGUUUGCUACCACUCAAUGAAUCUCAGUUUUGAGUAAAUGUACCUCAGUCUAAAUCAGACUUUUUAUGACCUUUAUAACUACAUUUAAAAUAAUCUUUAAUUCCUAUUUCUGGGUGUUUGCAAGCCUGACAGAUUGCUAUCAUGAAAGUGAAAAUUUACUCCUCUAGGUGAUUCACUAGCUAAAUAAACAUAAUUCUUGUUUAGCAAGCAUA
Pseudopipra pipra is the source of this 3048-nucleotide messenger RNA. It is a transcript of the gene YTHDF3, whose product is annotated as YTH N6-methyladenosine RNA binding protein F3. The transcript is spliced from 5 exons. The record is from RefSeq and is a predicted model, not a curated record. Bases 346 to 2097 code for a protein of 583 amino acids. Gene Ontology annotation, biological process: mRNA destabilization. NCBI's taxonomy places the organism in Eukaryota, Metazoa, Chordata, Aves, Passeriformes, Pipridae. Gene Ontology annotation, molecular function: mRNA binding; N6-methyladenosine-containing RNA reader activity. Gene Ontology annotation, cellular component: cytoplasm.